AUGGGCAGCUGUGUUCCGAGGGGUGGCCCCGCUGGUGCUGGUGUGGAUGUGGACGGACAAAGAGGUACUAUCUUACUGAGGAUAUCGUUUAGAUUUGCCAUUCAACGAAAACCUGGUGUACCUACGACCAAUCUGCAACUCCCCAUCCUUUUUCAGCUUCUUUUGUUGCCUGCGCACCUCUCUCUGGCAUAUAGCGGAGUCUCAAUCACAUUGAAUCAAGCGUUGGCUUGGGAUAUCAGAAUCUUCAAUCGGUACUCGAACUGCGAACUUGGUGGUGUUGCUGGAUUGGUGAAGGAAGUCGAUGAACUCAGGGUGUCUACUGCUUAUCGAUUCGGUGCUACCAUCCUAAUUGGUCUAUACCUUCCUGAUAUAUUCCAGACCCUAUUCCACAUGGAUUCCAUAUGGAUUAACCCAGGGAAGUAA
Molecule: messenger RNA, 423 nt
Organism: Laccaria bicolor S238N-H82
Lineage: Eukaryota; Fungi; Basidiomycota; Agaricomycetes; Agaricales; Hydnangiaceae
Exons: 4
Coding region: 1-423 (140 amino acids)
Source: RefSeq, a predicted model, not a curated record